This is a messenger RNA of Scleropages formosus (Asian bonytongue), 2330 nucleotides long. RefSeq lists its product as uncharacterized. Bases 89 to 2254 code for a protein of 721 amino acids. NCBI's taxonomy places the organism in Eukaryota, Metazoa, Chordata, Actinopteri, Osteoglossiformes, Osteoglossidae. The transcript is spliced from 5 exons. The record is from RefSeq and is a predicted model, not a curated record.
GCAGGGUGAUUUGGGGGAUUGGUGUGUAGUGCUUAGUGGCUGAAGCUGAUGGUUACAGCUUGAGUUUGGUGCUCCUGGAAGCUGAACAAUGGCUUUUGGACUGUGCUUACUGCUACUUUUGUUGGUGGUAACAGUACCUGUAUGUCAUGUUGAUGCUCAGAAAGGUAGCUUUCAUCCCCUGAGAGAUGCUGGAGUCCCUGUUGAUGUGUCUAGUUACUUGCAGAACAGACCAUCCAACUGCCUUAUUGAGCCUAACAAACUUGCCCAAUAUGCUGCUGCUGCCCAAAGUGGUUCUAGCACCCAGUUUUCCAACCAGAACAUUGGAACCCAUAGCAGCUCAAAUACUGUAACUAAUGUUGGGAAUUCUUGGGGCAUGAACUCUCAGGGUGGUUUGGGGUCUUUACAGAGGAACCUUCCUACUACAGGUUCCUGGGUAGACUAUGAUUCUGAUGCUAGUCAGAGCAAUAGUGGCUCUAGGCUGUCUGCUGGUACUUGGCCGGUAUAUGGUCUACCCCCAAACAUCCAUGUUACAAAGCCUGCCUUGACAAAUGCUGGCUCUCGUCAUGCCCAGAGUUCCCCAACUAGUUAUCCUGGUCAGACUGUAAUUCCCCAGGCUGGCUUUGCAUCUGCCCAGCAUCAUGUGAGUUCUGCACAUAGUGGCUUUGGGCCUGCUCACACUAACUUUAUUCCUGUUUGGAGUGGUUUGGGCUAUCAAGGUGGAUUUGGUACGCAUGCUGUAGGUCCACAUGGUUUUCCUUUUGGCCAUAGUGUGGGUGCUACACAAGGAGGCUAUGGCUCUUCCCCAGCUGUAGGCUUAUUCACUGGUUUGAGUCCUGACCAGAGCAACUUGGGUUCUAAACAUGGUAGACCUAGUUUGGGUCAGAGGGUAGUGAGCAGUGGCUUGCCUCCUGCACAGAGUGCUUAUGGCUCUUUCCAGGGUACUGGUCUUCAGGGUGGCUUGGUUUCUGUGCCAACUCAUGGCAUUGUGUAUCCUGGCCAACUUGCUAGUAGCACAAUGCCUGCUUACAGACAACUUUCCACUAACCUCUUGCCUGGGUAUGUUCUAGGCUCAACCAGUGUUCCUUCAAACAGCUUUGGCUUGACUUCUGCUCAGGUUGCAGGGGACCAGAGUGGUGUUGCUACUCAUGACAUAGGGUGUCGGGCAGGUCAUGGUCCUGCUCGCACCACUGUCCCCCAUGUAAGCUCAGGGCCAAUACAUUUUUUGGCACCUGCCCCAGUUGCAGCUUCCCAGGUUGACUUGCUGCCUUUGCAGGGCAGCCAUGGUUCUAGGCAGCCUGUACAAUCCCAGGGCAACUUCUUACUAGGUAGUCAAGGUGGAAUGGCUUCUGCUGCUCACACAGAGCAGCAGGAUGACUUUGGCUUGUCCCAGGGUGGCUAUGGUUCCAUGUGGACUCCAGCUAGGCUUUUGACCAAUCAAGUUGAUUGUAUUUCCAAGCCUGCUGUUGACUUGACUUAUGCUAACCCAAGCCCCACACUUGGUUGGCAUCCUCUUGGUUCAGUUUCCACUAGAAUAUGGCCUGUCUCAAGUAGGUCUCCUUCUGGUCAGACAGGAGAUGUUGGUACUUACAACUACCAGGGCAAUUUAGGAACCCCACAAACUUCUAGUUCUUACAAGGGUGGCUAUAUUGCAGGACAAACUCCUGGCCUUCUGGGUUCAGCCCAAAGAACUUCAGCAAAGGAAUUUAAGCCAGCCUCUAGCUACCUGUGGCCCACACUGAGCUUGAGCUCAAGCAGCUCUAAUCCCCUGCCAGUAGCAAGUGGUGCAGAAUUGGUUUGGUCCAGUUCUCAAACUGGGGCUGGCUUUUCUCCCAGUGGAAGAAACCUGGGAGCUUUGGGUUUAUUUCAGUCCAGAGGCCCCCAUGUAAGCUCUGGAUGUGUUCCAGGCACCUCUGGACCUUCACCAAAUGCAAGGUCUUCAGGCAACAUUGGUCUUUCCCGGACUGUGUUAUCACAAGAUGCUUUGGCCUCUCAGGGAGGCUCCCUAGCCCAGUCUUCUAGGUUCCAUAGUGGUUCUGCUGCACAAGGGGCUUAUGGCCAAUCUGCUACAGCUUCCUCCAGCAGGUUGGCCUCUGCCCUUGGACUCUCUGCACCUCAGGGUGGCUUUAGCUUGGAUUCUAGACAUACUGUAAAGACUGUUCCAAGUACCAGCUUGGGCCAUGCAACAGACCUCCAUACAAUUGAUGGUCCCAUGAAAUUUGUUCACAGCAGUAUGCCAGGCAGAGUUCCCACAUGAAAGUCUUUCUUGAUGCCUCCACAUCGACUGGUGUCCAUAUUCCUGCUGUGACUGAGUUGGCGUCUAAUAAAUGGUU